CGUUGUGCCAUGCGACAAUCCGCCAGUGCCGGGCUCCACUUGGCUGACUCGCAGGACCGAACCGUCCUCGGUGGAUGUCCGUGGCUUUCGCUUGUCCUGACAAAAAACGAUACAAAACGCAAUGAUCAUCGGUGUCUGGCCCCCCCCAUUGUUGGGUUAUCGUUGCACGUGCGUUUCGCGGAUUCUCUUCAAGUACCGAAUUGCCGCACGACUCCUGGUCGCGAUGGGGUUGAAUUUCUUUCUGUCUUGCAAGUCACCCAUCAUGCAUGGCACCCAGGUGUUCGCAUGGCCAUGCAGUUCUACAAUGUCUUCGAAUAUGCCAUAGUGCGCGACCAGCUCAUCGCCAACACGGUGCUGGUGGCCGUGAGCACGCUGGCGAUUGUGUUGCGCUUCAUCUCGCGGCGAAUCCGACGCAGCAAGAUCUGGUGGGACGAUGUUUGUAUCGUCGGGUCGAUGCUCAACACUUAUGGCAUGCUAGCGAUGCACUACCACUAUGCACGCGUGGGAAUGCGCCACCACAUCACCGCCAUUCCCGCCGAGAACGCCAUUCUCAUUUUCAAAAUGCUUAUCGUCUACCAAAUCGUCUACUACAACUGCAUGGUCCUCGCCAAAUUCUCCUAUCUCUUCUUCUACCUUCGCAUCUUCGUCACGCGCGGGUUCCGCAUCGCCGCGCGGGUGUGCAUGGGCUGUGCAGCGGCCUACUGGGUGGGCAGCAUGCUCCAGAUCUUCCUGAUCUGUCAGCCCUUUGAGAAGAACUGGAAUUCGACGCUCCCCGGUCACUGCGCGAGCAUGAACGUGGCAUUCUCGACGAUUGGCGCUUUCAAUCUCGUCACCGAUCUGGUCAUCAUGGCCCUGCCCGUGCAUCACAUCUGGAAGCUGCAGACCUCGACGGCCACAAAGCUGGCAUUGUAUGGUAUAUUCGGUAUGGGCUUGUUCAUUUCCGCCAUCACCAUCAUCCGCAUCCGCGUUCUCACGACUGUCGACUUUGCCGACCUUUCGUAUAGCAUGAUCUGGGCGGCCUUCUGGAGUGUCGCUGAGCCUGCGCUCGCCAUCCUCAACGCCUGCGUCCCCAUGAUGCGCCCGGUAUUCAAGGCCGCCUUCCCCGGUGUCUUCUCGUCGGCCAAGGCGGCGUACUCGUCCCAGACUGGGGCGCAGUCCGGGCCAUCGGCGCGGGCGUUUCAGCGCAUGCGCGACACCGAGAGCGAACUGCCGUUGACGCAGCUGGAGCCCUCGUCGAAAAGUGGCAGCCGGGGACAAGAUUACGAGGUCUCAUUGAAUGGGGACCAGCGGUCGCAUGAGGAGUAGAGUCU
Molecule: messenger RNA, 1310 nt
Organism: Aspergillus aculeatus ATCC 16872
Lineage: Eukaryota; Fungi; Ascomycota; Eurotiomycetes; Eurotiales; Aspergillaceae
Exons: 4
Coding region: 286-1305 (339 amino acids)
Source: RefSeq, a predicted model, not a curated record